UGACUAAUUAUUCUAAUUACAUUGUGUACGUAAAGACUAGCCGCUAUUACAAUAAUAACAUAUUAAUCAUUUAUUGUGUAACAUUACACGCACAAAUUACACAAAAAAGCCCUUAUUAGAUAGACAAACAAAUAAUAACUUGUCCCAUGUCACCUUGAGAAAUUGACAAGCGUGUACUGUAUCAGUGUAUUAUAGCGAUAAUAUGACCCGGUUUUGAUAUAUAUAUAGUACCUGUGAGAUCUAUGUUAAUACAAACUACGGACAAAAUGCAAUAAUAAGAAAACUGACACAUGUUGUAGAUGGCAAAAUUUGUGUCAUUGAGAAGAAGUAAAAGUGAACAGGAUAUUUACGAUACAUCAUCAUCCGAGGAUAAAACUCAUAAUGGGAUUAAACUACUUGUCCAGUUAGCUGAAGGGGAUCUCCCCGUGCUUGAUUUUCUGAACGAUUACAUACAGGACUUUUUAGACGGUAGUUACCAUGGAAACACAGAGUUUUACCUGCGGUCGCACCAGUUUGUGUCGCAACUGGAACAGUUUUACCGACAGAAGAACUCGCAAUGUCCCUACUAUCUUAUAUCAUUUUUCCGACAUAUCAUUACCCUUAUAUCAGAAACGCUAUUUUUAUCUGCCUCGAGUGACGUCUGUAAAAUUGCAGUAGAGUCUGUCGUUGUUACUUCGCCAGUGAUCAAGGUCAAACUGCGAGAUUUGUUAUCGAAUGUUGCCGAAAUUCAAGACUUGACGAUUAAACUUGAAAUUGACAUCGUAAAGCAUUUGAAAGACAGUAAAAGCUUUCAUUUAAAUCAGUUUGAUUCAAAAUCUGUGAUAACGCAAACAGAGCAGAUUUGGAGGUUACUAAGAAGGUGCGAGUCACCGAUGAAAACCGUUACCAUGGCAGUGGAAAAGAAAGCGUCAGCUAACAGAAGUUUCUUCCAAAAUGCGUCUUUGGGAAUAGGAGCAGUGUGUGCAGGUCGUUUCUUAUGGUCUUUGUGGAACGGUGAAAAUCAAGAACAGCUUAUAAACGCGGCUUUAUGGUCCGCGGGCACGGGCUUGUCUGGUGCCGUCUUACAGAUCCCACGAGCACGUGCAGAUAGAAUACUUGAAGAGCUAGCACGACAAAAAGACAAGAAAGAAGAACUUCAGGACAUAUUGAAACAUUGGCUUAUAGAAUCAGACGGUCUUUGUGCAAAGUUGGUACUCUACUCAUCGUCCAGUGGAAAAUGAUUAUGAGAAAACGAUAAGUUUAAAAUGUCCGAUUUUAAGUUUUGAAUUUUUAAAACGUUCUUGCCAGACAUAACUUUUUCACAGAAUCUUUUUCUACCUUAAAGUUUAAACAAAUAUGAAAUCCUGCGGCUUAUCAGGCUACCUUAAAUGAUAAGGGUUUUUUCUCGUAAAAAUGCUUGCAAAAUAGUAAUUUUUAUCAAAAAGCAUUGAUCUGUAUAGUUUAUACUCAUUUUCAUGAUUGCUUUGGUCAGUGAAGAAAUAUUUUUAUGAUAUUUUCUGAAGUAUUCUUAGCAUAGGGUCCGAUAAGGAUGCGUUAGCAUUACAUAUCAAACAGAAAUUAUUUCAAGAUAUUUUAAAAUUACAAUCAUUUCCAUUAACUUCAUCAACAAUCGAACUGAUUUAAGUUCAGCGAUAUUGAACUGAUUUCUUCCUUUUAAAUAUGAAUAACAGUAAAUUGUUUCAAAAUAUUGAAGGAAAGGUAGCAUGAUAUAAAGGAAAUUUUUAAAUAGCGUUUACUGUAUAUUGAUGACUUAAAUGAUAAGUAUAACCAAUGUCUCCGAAUAGUAAUGAAACGAACGUCAUGCCGCGACUCAAUAUAUCUUUCCACCGGUCCGCGCGCCAAACGUGAUUUCAUAUUCUAACAUUACUCGAUUUGAUUUCCAGUUAAACAAAGAAGGAAUCCAAGCUCUGUAUAUUCUGCGAUAAACAACGGUUGACGCACGCGGACCGGUAAGAGAUCAUUAUGACGUCAAUUAUGACGUCAAAUUGCCGCAUGACGUCCGAUACAUUACUCCUCGGGUAAAUGAAGUCCAGCAUAAUAUUUAUUAAAAUAUGUCAAUGAGCAUGUCAGAAUGAAAACAAUCAAGGCCUUCUUGUGAUUUAUCGUCUGAUUUACCACGGUUCAUCGUUCAGAUGCUUCAGUAUUUAACCACUCGGGCUAACGCCCUCGUGGUUCAAUUCCUACGCAUCUGAACUCUGAACCGUGGUAAACUAGACGAUAAACCACUCGAAGGCCUUGAUUAUUUGUUAAUUAUAACAUGGCUCGAUUUGAUUUCCAGUUAAACAAAGAAGGAAAUCAAGUUCUGUAUAUUCUGCGAUAAACAACGGUUGACGCGCGGACCGGUAAGAGAACAUUAUGACGUCAAUUAUGACGUCAAAUUGCCGAGUGACGUUCGGUACAUCAGGUAAAUGAAUUCCAUCAUGAUGUUUAUUAAAGUAUGUCAAUGAGCAUGUCAGAAUGAAAACAAUCAAUGCCUUCUUGUGAUUUAUUGUCUAAUUUACCACGGUUCAUCGUUCAGAUGCUUCAGUAUUUAACCGCUCGGGCUAACGCCCUCGUGGUUCAAUCCCUACGCAUCUGAACUCUAAUUAUUCUCCAAUUAAAGUUUAAUAUUUCUGUAGGAAGUUAGAAAUCUUAUUUACUAGUUUGUUUUCUUUCAUCGUUUACUGUUCACCUUUUUUAUUAGUCUGUAUCGUUUAAGAUGUCUUAUUGUUCAACAUAUUUAAGUAACUUUUAUCUUUGCCGGUAUACCAUAAUCACUCACCAUUCACAUAUACAUCAUUUUAACUGCGUAUGAAAUGUCAGACUUUGUAUAUACCCUAUACCUUAUAAUACCCUUGAAACGUUUAUUUUUGUGAUGCAUUUAUAGUUCAUAUAAGGAACAAAUUGCGGUUUCGGUAGUCUACAUUUGGGUAUGAAGAAUAUGGGCAUGUUUCUGAAGUGUGCAGGCCGAGGGCCUCCACGCGUACACGACCGCAUGCGUUAUUACGUCAUAACCGUGUGAGACAUAUAAGUCUAUCGUUGCGAGUGCAAAAGCUAUAAUUAUAAAAUAUUAUUCAAACUUAUUUGGUAAGGCCUUUCUUGAGUUUUGUUUUAAAUACACUUUCCGCUUCUACCUCCAGAUUUUUUAUGUCUGAAUUCAUUAGCUAUUCACUUGAAUCUUUGUCUGUUUUCAUGCAUUUAGCACCGUUUUUUUAUGAAUUAUCUCUGAUUGAGUGGUGCAAUAAAAUACAAUGUCACGCACGCCGAUAAAUAGUUAUGUUGAUAAAAUGCUUAUUAAAACGUAUUGACAAAGUAGCUGUCUCAAUAACGAACGUGCAUGUAUUUUAAAGGUACAUCUGGAACUCCCCUUUUCGGUUCUAGUUUUGUGUCAUUUGUUUCCAGACGGAAUAUUUUAUAACGAUAAAUAUCAAGAAGGCAUAGUGAAAAAUAGUUUGGUUUAUUUCUAAUUUUGAAGGCCGAAACCCCC
Messenger RNA from Mercenaria mercenaria, 3466 nucleotides. RefSeq lists its product as uncharacterized. The record is from RefSeq and is a predicted model, not a curated record. The transcript has 3 exons. The coding region runs from base 300 to 1220 and encodes 306 amino acids. NCBI's taxonomy places the organism in Eukaryota, Metazoa, Mollusca, Bivalvia, Venerida, Veneridae.